Messenger RNA from Lycium barbarum (goji berry), 1456 nucleotides. Its product is annotated as chaperone protein dnaJ 10. The record is from RefSeq and is a predicted model, not a curated record. Lineage: Eukaryota; Viridiplantae; Streptophyta; Magnoliopsida; Solanales; Solanaceae. The transcript is spliced from 10 exons. The coding region runs from base 65 to 1216 and encodes 383 amino acids.
UUUGAAUACUGAUAGAGGUAAAGGAGUAGUUUUUGUUAUUUGGGAUUUCGGAAAAGAAAAGAAAAUGGUGAAAGAAACUGAGUAUUAUGAUGUUCUUGGUGUAAGUCCUUUAGCAUCUGAAGAGGAAAUCCGCAAGGCCUAUUAUCUCAAGGCCAGGCAAGUUCACCCUGAUAAAAAUCCAGAUGAUCCUCUUGCUGCACAAAGAUUUCAGGAAUUAGGGGAGGCAUAUCAGGUUUUGAGUGAUCCAGCGCAAAGAAAUGUAUAUGAUCAAAAUGGAAAGUCCGGUGUCUCCAGGGAAACUAUGCUUGAUCCAACUGCUGUGUUCGCACUCCUCUUUGGGAGCGAACUUUUUGAAGAUUACAUCGGACAUCUAUCCGUGGCAUCAAUGGCGUCCUCUGAAUUAGUCAGCGAAAAUGACAACCCUGAAAAGGUCCAUGAUAGACUCAAGGUUGUCCAAAAGGAAAGGGAAGAAAAGCUUGCUAGAAUACUCAAAGAUUUUCUACAACAGUAUGUUCGUGGUGACAGAGUGGGAUUUAUACGUCGUGUAGAAUCUGAAGCUGAACGGCUUUCACAAGCAGCAUUUGGAGCUGAGAUUCUUCAAACAAUUGGAUACAUAUACACAAGACAGGCAGCCCAAGAGCUUGGAAAGAAAGCAAUUUACUUGGGAGUUCCAUUUGUGGCCGAGUGGGUACGCAACAAAGGUCACUUCUGGAAAUCACAGCUUACAGCAGCAAAAGGUGCUUUUCAACUGCUGCAACUUCAAGAAGAUGUUCGUCGCCAGUUUAAAAUGGAUGGUAGUGGCCCUGAAAACGACGUUGAAUCCCAUCUAAGAUUAAACAGAGAAACAUUAAUGAAUUCGUUGUGGAAACUAAAUGUUGUAGACAUUGAAGUAACUCUUUUACAUGUCUGCCAAUUGGUGUUACAAGAUGGCAACGUGAAGAAGGAAGAACUCAAGAAACGAGCGGUGGCUUUAAAGAUUUUGGGCAAAAUAUUUGAGAGGGAGAAGUGUGUUGGAACAUCAAAAAAGAAGACAAUAGGUGAUAUAAAUGCUGAGGAAACCAGUUCAGAUAGCAGUGAUGAUGAGGAAGACUCACCAAGAACACUAAAUUAUAGAACUCCUCUACUCACACAGGGAAUUGGUAGACUCUUUAGAUGCCUGUGUAAUCCAGCAUUUGAUGUGGAUGAUGAAGAGAUUGUUUACAAAGGCAAGUCAUAAAUGUAUCAUCUUUGACAAUUCAGAAGGAAGUGCCAUCAAAGAGAUGCUAGUCAUAUUCAGCUUGCAAUACAAUAUUCAUGAUUAACCAAUGUCACAUAAUGUUGCAGUUGAUAAUUGGAGGCGUAAGCCAUGAUUUGUGCAGCUUGUUUGUAAUUGGAAAAACACUUAUUGCCAUUGUGCAAUCUGUAAUGAAAUGUUUGUUUUAAAUGUUUACACAACAAAAGAUUUUCCUCGUAAAAA